AUGUCGGAAUCUAUUUACACACAUGACUUUCUUCUUGAGCCAGGUAUAGAGAUAAAACAGGAAUCGCCAUCAGAGUUAGGUACCAUGUCAGCCUCCGUACCGAUCCCGCAACGGCGUGUCGACCUCGGCGACUUUAACACAGAUUUAGAUUUGUGUCUUCAAGACAAUUUAGUUGGCUCCUUUCACAACAUGCCCACAAUGCAAUACAACAAGUUAGCAUUUGAAACUGACAAUUCCUCUAAAGUGGAAAGCUUCAGAAUGGAUGAUGAUGAUAUAUUCCAAGUAGACAAAGCCGAUUUAAUACUUGGACCAACACUUGCUGAGUUGAACGCUAACCCAGACACAUUGUUGGAUGAUUUAAAUUUUGAUGAUUUACUGUUGCCUGAGGAGAGUGGUUAUUGUGUACAGAUUGGAGGAGUGAUGGGUGGUUCACGCCGCCUUAACACAAUGCAGCCUAGUAGCAUUAUACCUGGAGAUAGCCCUUGCAGUCCUUAUAAUAGAGCCCAACUUGCGUUUUCACCUGCAAGUCAACAUAGUUCUGCUUCAUCAAGUUUUGCUCAGCCUAUGAAUCAGUUGCCGGAACUUCUACUUAAAAUGGAUGGUUAUAGUGCUGAAAUAGCUUUGGGGCAGUCUGUUCCUGCCUCCACAGUACUGCCACCAUACCCUACUAAUGUUCAACAACAGCCUACACAGCUUUCCUCUUCAGCACCAACUAAUCUUACAAUGGAACAGAUUUGGCAACGCAGAGAACCUCGGAAACAUUUGCUAUCCACAAGUUCUUUGGCUGAGGCAGGAUCUGCAUCAUCACUCUCUGGAGGUCUCCUUAGUCCUGGCACUGUUGACUUCUCUCAAGAUGAAGACGAUCGCGACAUUGAGUCUGAUGAAGAUAGUGACAGAUAUGAAGAUCUCUCUUCCGAUGAAUCAAAUGAUGAGUCAGACAAUAAACCUCGUCAUAGUUCGAAGAAAGAGAGAUUUUUUUGGCAAUACAAUGUCCAAGCUAAAGGCCCCAAAGGUCAAAGACUUAUUUUAAAAAAUAAAUCUGAAGACCCACACAUCUUGAAUUUAGUCACUGAUCCUGUUUUCAGCCCCAGUUGCAGUGUAAGGGGUAUCAAGCACAGUGGAAAGGCUAGAAAAGGCGAUGGGAAUGAUUUGACACCAAAUCCAAGGAAACUAUACGUUAUUGGUAAAGAGCUGGAUAAUUUAGGUAAAGUCAUAAAUGACAUGAUACCGGUUAGCGAACUGCCGUUCAAUAUAAGACCGAAGACAAGAAAAGAGAAAAAUAAAUUAGCAUCACGCGCAUGCAGACUGAAGAAAAAAGCACAACAUGAAGCAAACAAAUUGAAACUUCAUGGCUUAGAGAAUGAACACAAACGUCUCUUGAAUGGAAUACACCAAAUGAAGCAAAUAUUAAGCAGCCGGAUGACUAAUUCACAAAAUAAUGUUGAUUGGAAUGCUCACAUCAAGAACAUAGUCAAUACAGCAACAGAAAUAAAAAUCGGCGGCAAAACUUCAGAAUUCGUGAACACUGUAUUGGACAAAGUAAGAGCGGGACAACCUAACGGUGGAUUGACUGAUCUAUAA
Messenger RNA from Arctia plantaginis, 1581 nucleotides. NCBI's taxonomy places the organism in Eukaryota, Metazoa, Arthropoda, Insecta, Lepidoptera, Erebidae. The record is from the annotation of a GenBank genome assembly.